Molecule: messenger RNA, 1548 nt
Organism: Triticum aestivum (bread wheat)
Lineage: Eukaryota; Viridiplantae; Streptophyta; Magnoliopsida; Poales; Poaceae
Product: glycine-rich cell wall structural protein
Exons: 1
Coding region: 152-1321 (389 amino acids)
Source: RefSeq, a predicted model, not a curated record
GUCCUCUCGCGUCACAUGGCCAGUCCAGUGCACAGCUGACCAUCCAUUCAAUGCUACGCAGCUUUCCAGCAGCUAUAUAACACGCCGGCCGGCUGCAGACAUUGGAGACCCAAGCUUCUUCUUCAGUAAGCUUGUAGCCAGCCAGCCAGCCAUGGGGAGGGGGAACGGAGUGAUGGGGAGCAAAGCUGUGGCGCUCGCGCUGCUGCUCUGCCUGAGCAGCGCGGCGGUGGGCGCGUGGGCGAGGCCCGUCGCGAACAAGGGGAAGCACGCCGCAGACGAGAAGUUCCUGUUGCUGAAGAAGCACUUCGGCAAGGGACUUGGAGGUGGCCUUGGGAAGGGUGGUGGGCUCGGUGGAGGUGGCGGUGGCGGCUACGGUGGUGGAGGAGGGCUCGGUGGCGGUGGCGGCUACGGUGGUGGAGGAGGGCUCGGUGGCGGUGGCGGCUACGGUGGUGGUGGAGGACUAGGUGGUGGCGCUGGCCAUGGUGUCGGUGGAGGUCUUGGUGGUGGGUUUGGCAAAGGCGGCCUUGGCGGUGGUUUUGGUAAAGGUGGAGGUCUUGGCGGAGGCAUCGGUAAAGGUGGUGGUCUUGGUGGUGGAAUAGGCCAUGGCAUCGGCGGUGGUUUUGGUAAAGGCGGAGGUCUUGGCGGCGGCAUCGGCAAAGGCGAAGGACUCGGCGGUGGUUUUGGUAAGGGUGGAGGUCUUGGCGGCGGCAUCGGUAAAGGUGGAGGACUCGGCGGUGGUUUUGGUAAGGGUGGAGGUCUUGGCGGCGGCAUCGGCAAAGGCGGAGGACUCGGCGGUGGUUUUGGUAAGGGUGGAGGUCUUGGCGGCGGCAUUGGCAAAGGCGGAGGACUCGAUGGUGGAUUUGGUAAGGGUGGAGGUCUUGGCGGUGGCAUCAGCAAAGGCGGAGGACUCGGUGGUGGAUUUGGUAAGGGUGGAGGUCUUGGUGGCGGCAUCGGCAAAGGUGGCGGUCUUGGUGGAGGGAUAGGCCACGGCAUCGGCGGUGGAUUCGGUAAAGGCGGAGGUCUUGGCGGCGGCAUCGGCAACGGUGGAGGACUCGGUGGUGGUGCCGGUGGCGGGUAUGGCAAUGGUGGUGGUCUUGGAAAUGGAGGCGGGCUCGGAGGCGGCAUCGGCCAUGGACUCGGUGGUGGCAUUGGAAAGGGUGGGGGUCUCGGUGGCGGCUUUGGCAAAGGUGGUGGACUAGGGGGCGGCUUUGGCGGUGGAGACGGCGGAGGCGGCGGUUUUGGCGGAGGCUUUGGCAAGGGAGGCGGAUUCGGUUUCGGGAUCGGCAAAGGUGGCGGUGGCGGGAUCGGCGGCGGCCACUGAUGUUGCAGUAUGUACGUUUGGCUCAGCUCUGUUCUGCUGAGGGCCGUUGGUCGUCAUAGUAUUCUGUCGAUGUGAGCAGUACGUGUGAUGAAACAUAUUUUUCCCUUGUAGAAUCUCACCACUAGUAUUUUCUUGUGUCUCCUGUUCUCUCAGGGAGACGUAUUCUCGCGCAUGUACGUUGGUGAUGGAACUGAUGGUAAUAUAUGAGCAUCUUGUAUGUCUUGGUC